AUAUGGAGGGUCCAGUAGUGGAAAGAGAGACGACGGAGGAGGAGAAGAUUGAUGCGUGGCUUCCGAUCACCUCUAGUCGGACGGCCAAGUGGUGGUACUCGUCACCGCCAUGGUCGGGGCUGGCGUCCUUAGCCUUCCCUAUGCCAUGUCCAACAUGGGAUGGUACUUUUUCUCUUUCACAUUAUUUUUUGUUUAAUUUUUGUACCUCUUUCUUCUUAAAUCUAGUUCAUCGUGUUUCAAUUUAACUUUGUUGUCAAUUUUUGGGUGUAUAAUUAUUUUUAACAUUUAGUUUGUGAAAUUUUGUUGAUUGUUCGAGUUGAAUGUUUCAUAUAUCGGAAUAUAUCGCUUUUAAGCUUCUAAUUUUGAUAAAAAAAGUUCUAAUCACAAUUCAUCACACUAUAAUAACUUUUUCAUAGUUACGAUUUUUACACAUAACAACUUAGUUCUGCUUCAUCGUUUUUCUAAACUUGUCCGUUUUUUCUAGGGUUUUGUUAGUUAAGGUUCGAGUUUCUUGUUCGGUUUUAUUUUUUAUAGGGGACCGGGUAGUGUGAUCAUGGUGCUAUCGUGGAUCAUCACUUUGUACACGCUAUGGCAAAUGGUGGAGAUGCACGAGAUGGUUCCGGGCAAACGAUUCGACCGGUACCAUGAGUUAGGGCAACAUGCCUUCGGCGAGAAGCUGGGGCUCUACAUCGUGCUACCUCAACAAAUAGUAGUGGAAGUUAGCACGUGCAUCAUCUACAUGGUCACCGGCGGCAAGUCUCUGUAGAAAUUCCACAACACCGUUUGUCCGAACUGCCACGACAUUAAACUCACCUACUUUAUCAUGAUGUUGGCAUCCGUCCAGUUCGUCCUCUCCCUUCUCCCCAACUUCAACUCCAUCUCCGCAGUCUCCCUAGCUGCCGCUGUCAUGUCCCUAGUUUACUCCACAAUCGCGUGGACCACGUCUCUGGCGAAGGGGGCGCCACAACAUGUGACGUACGCGUUGAGGGGGAAGAACCCAAUGGAGAAUACUUUUAACUUCUUCAAUGCGCUAGGUGACAUCGCCUUCGCCUUUGCUGGCCACAACGUGGUGCUAGAGAUUCAGGCGACCAUCCCAUCCACGCCGGAGAAACCGUCCAAGAAGCCAAUGUGGAAGGGGGUGAUCCUGGCCUAUUUCGUGGUGUUCUUAUGCUAUUUCCCGGUUGCAUUUUUGGGGUAUUACGUAUUUGGAGACACAGUCGAUGACAACAUUUUGAUGACACUCGAGAAGCCUGCAUGGCUCAUUGCAUCGGCCUACAUGUUUGUUUUCAUCCAUGUUGUCGGAGGCUACCAGAUAUAUGCAAUGCCUGUUUUUGAUAUGUUGGAGACUUUGUUGGUGAAGCAAUUGAAGUUUAAGCCUUCAGGGGUACUACGUUUCACCACUCGUAUGCUAUAUGUUGGCAUAACCAUGUUCAUAGGCAUGACAUUCCCCUUCUUUGGUGGUUUGCUUGGAUUCUUUGGUGGAUUUGCUUUGGCCCCAACGACAUACUAUCUUCCUUGCAUCAUCUGGCUCAUUUUGAAGAAGCCCACGAGGUUUAGCUUCUCUUGGUGGAUCAAUUGGAUAUUCAUUGUGAUCGGAGUUGUACUGAUGAUUUUGGCACCAAUUGGAGGGCUGAGGAACAUAAUUCUCUCUGCCAAAACUUACAAAUUCUACCAAUGAUUAUUGAAGAUCGAAAAAGUUUUCUUAAAUAUAAGAUUUUUUCAGAUACUUUAUUUAGUUUUGCUCAUAGUUAGGUUGAGCUUCCAGCCCUAGCAUUUUAUUGACUAGAACAGAACAGCAUUUGUUAAGCUUAACUUAUCACUUU
This is a messenger RNA of Salvia splendens (bonfire salvia), 1823 nucleotides long. Its product is annotated as lysine histidine transporter 1-like. Bases 824 to 1678 code for a protein of 284 amino acids. NCBI's taxonomy places the organism in Eukaryota, Viridiplantae, Streptophyta, Magnoliopsida, Lamiales, Lamiaceae. The record is from RefSeq and is a predicted model, not a curated record. The transcript has 6 exons.